Messenger RNA from Rotaria sp. Silwood1, 459 nucleotides. Lineage: Eukaryota; Metazoa; Rotifera; Eurotatoria; Philodinida; Philodinidae. The record is from the annotation of a GenBank genome assembly.
AUGAACAAUAAUGAUAUAGUUACAAAUCAUCGCUAUGAAAAUAAUUUAAAAAAAAUAAUUAUUAAUGAUUUUCAACAAGAGUUUCAAUAUUUUAAAAUCUUUAAUUGGCAAAAUUUAAUUAUAACAUCUUUACCUUAUCUGAAUAAUUUUGAAUUUAAAUUUAUCUGUUCAUUAUUAGAAAAUCUAAUUGAUAGUCGAAGAGAUAGUGAUGAUUCUUAUCUUUAUGUAGAACAUGUUCAAUUUUUAAAAAUAAUUGUCAAUUUAAUUAAUUUAAAACAUUUAAAUAUUUCAUUUAAAGGUAAAAUUGAUAUAAUAUCUGUAUUAUUAGAAAUAUUAAAACAAUCACCACAACAUUCAUCAUUAACUAUUGAUUCAUUUAUAUUACCAAUAUUAUUUAAUGAUGAUGAAUUAUGUAAAUAUUUAAAUAGAAUAAUUAAAAAAUUAGAUAUCUACAAAUAA